AUGUCAGAUAUUGAUCAAAACGAAACCAGUAGUUCUGACAAUCUUAUAGAUCUAGAAAGUAGUGUUAGUGUCCCUUCUAGCGGGGAAUUAUACGAACCUUCUGGCGAAUUCGACUCCGAUGAUAGUAGGUACAGCAAUAUAUCUCAGUCGGAACAUGUUUUAGAUAGGACGAACAAUUCUAUAGGUAUCACUGACUCGGUUCUCGAAGACGCGAGAAACUUACUUAAAUUAACUCUUAAUCAAAAUCAAGUAGUAAAGAAAACAAUUAUGUCAAAGUUUAUGACGACACACCAAGCUUUAAACUUGAUCCCUUUGUUCAAUGGGGAAAAUGCUGAUGAUAGUUUUGCAUUUCAUAAUGCAUGCGAAUAUGCGUUACAAAGCAUCGACCCAGCAGAGAAAGAAAAUCUAAUUAGGGGUAUAACAACUCGAUUAAUAGGCAAGGCCAUACGUCCAUUUAGACAUAAAAAACCUACCACUUACAAGGAACUUAAGGAAACUUUAGACCUCACUGUUAACAAAAAACAAACGUUAACGCAUUUACAUUCGAAAUUAUCAACAUUUAAGAUAGCUUCGGGGGAGUCUAUUUAG
This is a messenger RNA of Macrosiphum euphorbiae (potato aphid), 588 nucleotides long. The record is from the annotation of a GenBank genome assembly. NCBI's taxonomy places the organism in Eukaryota, Metazoa, Arthropoda, Insecta, Hemiptera, Aphididae.